AUGGGUAAAGAUAAAAGGGCGGAAACAACUGAAGGUUCCAGUGAGGAAGAAUAUGUUGUGGAGAAGGUCUUAAACAAAAGAACCGUGAAAGGGAAGACACAAUACCUCUUAAAAUGGAAAGGUUACAAAGAGGAGGAGAGUACUUGGGAACCAGUAGAUAACCUUGAUUGUGAGGAACUUAUUAGAGUUUUUGAGGAAAGCAGAAAGGAAAAAGAGAAGCCUAAAAAAACUGAAGAGCGUAGCAAGAAACGCCCUCGUGAGUCUAGUGAAGAAACAAGUCGCAAGAGCAGAGGAACUAGUGUCUCUUCUGUUGAAGAGAACAAAGACGCCAAGAAGGAGAAGAAAGUAGAAAAGGAAAAAUAUGGUUUUGACAAGGGUAUAAAGGCUGAAAAGAUCAUUGGUGCAUCAGAUGCCACGGGGGAGCUGAUGUUUUUGGUAAAAUGGGUUGACUCUGAUGAAGCGGAACUUGUUCCUGCUAAAAUUGCCAAUGUGAAGUGUCCACAGCAGGUAAUCGCCUUCUAUGAGGAAAGACUAACAUGGCACAACCCUCCUGAAUCAGAAUGA
Messenger RNA from Leptosia nina, 564 nucleotides. NCBI's taxonomy places the organism in Eukaryota, Metazoa, Arthropoda, Insecta, Lepidoptera, Pieridae. The record is from the annotation of a GenBank genome assembly.